CGCGCGGCGAUCGCGGAGCUGCCUGCUCGGCGCGAGCGGAGGAGUCCCCGGCCGCUGCGCGCCUCCUCUUCCCGCCGGCCGGUCCCCGUGCCAGCCGCUCAUUAAUGGAUGUGGCUCCCCAUCCCAACUCCAGCGGGGACAAAUAACGACCUGCCUGCAGGCCUUCUAAGUCCUCGAUGUCAAAAUGACCGAACGCUUUGACUGCCACUACUGCAAAGAGACUCUGUUUGGCAAGAAGUACAUCCUGAGGGAAGACAGUCCCUACUGCAUCAAGUGCUACGAGAGCCUGUACUCCAAUAACUGUGAGGAAUGUAAAAAGCCCAUUGGCUGUGAUUGCAAGGAUCUGUCCUACAAGGACCGGCACUGGCACGAAACUUGUUUCCACUGCUUCCAGUGCAAGAACUCCCUGGUCGACAAACCUUUUGCCACAAAAGAGGAGCACCUUCUCUGCACUGAAUGCUACUCAAAUGAAUACUCCUCUAAAUGCAGUGAGUGCAAGAAAACCAUCAUGCCAGGUACUCGUAAGAUGGAAUACAAAGGAAAUAGCUGGCACGAGACCUGCUUUAUCUGCCAGAGGUGCCAACAGCCGAUUGGAACAAAGAGUUUCAUCCCCAAAGAAAAUCAAAAUUUCUGUGUUCCCUGCUAUGAGAAGCAAUUCGCCAUGCAGUGUGUUCAGUGCAAGAAGCCAAUCACCACAGGAGGAAUUACUUACCGAGAGCAGCCAUGGCACAAGGAAUGUUUUGUGUGUACCGGAUGUAAGAAACAGCUGGCAGGACAACGCUUUACCUCCCGGGAUGAGUUUGCAUAUUGUCUGAACUGCUUUUGCAGCCUUUAUGCUAAGAAGUGUGCAGGAUGCACUAAUCCCAUAAGUGGACUUGGAGGCACCAAGUAUAUCUCCUUUGAAGAGCGCCAGUGGCACAACGAUUGCUUCAACUGCAAGAAGUGCUCCUUGUCGUUGGUGGGCCGCGGCUUCCUCACCGAACGGGAUGACAUCUUGUGUCCAGAGUGUGGGAAAGACAUUUAAAUUCUGAAAAAGAGCAACACGGUAACAACAGCGUGCUGUUCUUAAAAAUGCAUAUAUUUUCUGAAGUAUGGAAGUGUUUGAGUUUUGACCCGAAGUGGAAAACGUAGUAUCUUGUUUUUCUCAGCAAUAUAUAUUCAUCAGUUAAGUUUCUUUUUUCUUUGCUAGAUUGCAGAAACGCAUUGGAGAAGGGAAAGUGCAGCUGCGGGAUUUUACAUAAACUGUUAGGCAGUACAUUUAAUUUAUGAAAUCAAGAACAGGUAAAACACUGAGUUGGGAGAUUUUCAGAUAUGACCAAUACAAAUGGAGUGGAAAACAAAAUAGGAUUGGCAAACCAGGGGUCCCUGCACACAACAGGAGAAGAGCGCUGCUGAAUCAGAGCAAAGACCUGCUUAGCCCAGCAUUCGGUUUACACAACGGCCAGCCAGCUGAGCAUGGGACACUCACAGGCGGGAUCGGGGCGCAUCAGGCCCCUCCUGCUCUUGCUCCUCAGCAACUGGUGUGCAUAAGCACACGGCCUCUCUCAGUGGAGGCAGCAUGCAGGUAUCAGGAUUAGUAGCCAUUGACAGCCUUAAAGUCCAAUAGGCCACAGUUCAGAGCACUGAUAGUUUAGGAAGCAAUACGUAUGACAUCCAACGGGGAAAUGUUAUGUCUUUUACGAAACGUAGGUGCAAUCAGUAAUACAACAUUUUUUGCCAUUAAAAUGAAGGCUCACAGCUGCAGCUCUAAUCAUCAUGGCAUUGGAAUAACUCCCGCUCAACAGUGUGGGGCUUGCUCUGAAGCAGGCUGUGAGAUGGGUGCAGGUUUGCAGCACAGAAUUGCACGACGCUGCAAGAUCGUUGCACAGUGGACGCUUGCAGUUUCCUGUACGUAUUUUGAAAUGUCAUUGCACCUUGCAUUUUACAAAGUAAUAAAUGUAUUUCUAACGAAGUCUGCUGUAUUUUGGUGAAUGCUCAUGUUUUAACAUUCACUUUUAAUAAAUGUUAGCAUUUAAGGUGUUA
This is a messenger RNA of Varanus komodoensis (Komodo dragon), 2022 nucleotides long. RefSeq names its product four and a half LIM domains 2 (gene FHL2). Gene Ontology annotation, cellular component: nucleus; Z disc. Gene Ontology annotation, biological process: negative regulation of transcription by RNA polymerase II; negative regulation of calcineurin-NFAT signaling cascade. The coding region runs from base 185 to 1024 and encodes 279 amino acids. The transcript is spliced from 6 exons. NCBI's taxonomy places the organism in Eukaryota, Metazoa, Chordata, Lepidosauria, Squamata, Varanidae. Gene Ontology annotation, molecular function: transcription factor binding; transcription coregulator activity. The record is from RefSeq and is a predicted model, not a curated record.